CUUUUUAUCAUUCAUGCUUGGACCUUACUUGGCGGAUUAUCCGCGAUUGGAGGAGUUGCCCUUGGGCACGUCAGUACAAUUGAACCAGAUAAUUUCAACAUCACCAGCGCAUUGAAAGAUCUAGGUGUGGACAUUUUGAAAAUUCCGGCAUUGCAAUCGCUGUCUAGCAUCCAAUCCCGGUCACGCGAAAAAUCGUGCUCUAUUGCGUGUGCAAGUCUGAGCUUCCUUUUUGGAUCUAAGGUGUCAACUCAAAAUACUACUGGGUACAAUAACUUCACUGGCUCGUUCUGGUCUGUGCAGCAAGAAGAGGUCCAGCCACAUUGUGUUUUCCGGCCUGUGGUAAACACUGAAGUCAGUGCUGCAGUCUUGCUCUCCCGUCUUACUGGUUGUGAGUUUGCUGCUAGGAGCGGCGGUCAUGCUGCCUUUACGGGUGCCUCCAGCAGACCUGGUGGAAUUAGCAUCUGGUUCAGAGACAUGAACAAAGUCACUUUGAACCGUGACAAAUCUGUCGCGUCCAUCGGACCUGGAAACAACUGGCUGUCGGUUUAUUCCGCACUGGAGCCCUACGGGCUCGCUACCAUCGGAGGUCGUGCUGCUAGCAUCGGUGUUGGUGGAUUCGUUUUGGGUGGCGGCAUCUCUUAUCACUCUAACUUGUAUGGAUGGGCUUGUGAGAACGUUAAAAGCUUCGAGGUCGUCACUGCUAAUGGUUUGAUUGUUACCGCAAGUGACUCCUCUUUGUCGGACUUGUAUUGGGCUCUGCGGGGUGGCGGCAACAACUUUGGUCUUGUCACUAAAUAUAACCUUUACACCAUCCCUGCGCCGGUUAUGCGUGGCGGUGCGAGAAGCUUCCUCCGAAGCUCCGUGACUGGCUCGGAGUCUGGCUUCAGCGAAGUUACCAACGCUUUCAUCAAUGUCGUCAACAACGCCUCCGUGGAUGGCCAUGCUCAGCAAUAUGUUGCCUUCCUUCAGAUCGGCGGAAUGGACCUUGCCUCGGCUGAGCUGACCUACACAAAGAAUGUCACCGACCCGGAGAUCUUCAAGCAAUACAAAAGCAUUCCUGCAGUUUCCGACGUAACGAGUACUAAGACUCUAGUCGAGUACGUCAAGUAUCUCGAGCUUGAGAACCCGUUCGGCCUUCGUGAGGCAUACUGGCCACUCGCUUUCCAGUUUGAUGAGGAAUUCUCCAACUGGGUUGUCACACUUUUCUACUCGAUAAUUCCCCAGGUAGCCAAUGUUGCCGGCGCCCAACCCGUCCUCGUCUAUCAGGGUAUUACCGAGCCAAUGCUCAACAACAUGAAAAACCAUGGCGGCAACGCUCUCGGGCUGGAUGGUUCGAACGGCCCUGUUCAUCUUAUGCACGCGGCCUGCUGCGUAUACAAUGAGUAUAUCUACAUGAACUAUGCCAGCAUGUUCCAAGAUCCCAUCUCCAGCUAUGGAGAUUUGAACAAGGCCUUGUUGAAUAAUAUUGCGAAGAAGUAUGACCCCAAGAAGGUUUACCAAACUCUCCAGCCGGGUUACUUCAAGCUUGAUGGCGCUCCUGUUACUGGUGCGUUUUAA
Molecule: messenger RNA, 1557 nt
Organism: Penicillium canescens
Lineage: Eukaryota; Fungi; Ascomycota; Eurotiomycetes; Eurotiales; Aspergillaceae
Product: FAD-binding oxidoreductase
Exons: 4
Molecular function (GO): FAD binding
Source: RefSeq, a predicted model, not a curated record